Molecule: messenger RNA, 1841 nt
Organism: Paralichthys olivaceus (Japanese flounder)
Lineage: Eukaryota; Metazoa; Chordata; Actinopteri; Pleuronectiformes; Paralichthyidae
Product: keratin, type I cytoskeletal 18
Cellular component (GO): cytoskeleton
Molecular function (GO): structural molecule activity
Source: RefSeq, a predicted model, not a curated record
CAGACUUAGCUCCUCCUCCUUUCUGCACACCUUCUUAUAAGCUCACCUGCAGCACCAGCACCUGCAUUCCUCUGGAUCCCAUCCUGACUCCCUCUGAACGUCCAGCCCCCCAUCAUGGCCUCCAGUCUGUCCGUGAAGAGUUUCUCCAUGAGCCGCCAGCCGUCCUUCUCCAGUCGUUCCCUGAUGGACAUUGGCCGCGCUCGCUCCCGCGCUUCAGUGUCCUUCGCGGCGGCCAGCCCGCUGGCCCGCUCUUCCUCCAUCGGCCAGGAUCUCAACGGGCCGACCGGCCUCCAGCUCAAUGGCCUGCACGGCAACAGCGCCAACGAUAAGGAAGCCAUGCAGAGUCUCAACUCCCGUCUGGCCAACUACCUGGACAAGGUGCGGUCACUGGAGCGCUCCAACGCAGACCUGGAGAUUAAGAUCAAGCAGCUGAUGCUCGAUCGAAUUCCCAAAGGUCACGACCUUGAUUCCAUGAUGGCUCAGGCUCACGCUGUUGAGCAAGAGGUGAGGAAGAAGACUCUGGAGAAUGCUCGUCUCAUGUUGGAGAUCGAUAACGCCAAACUGGCUGCUGAUGACUUCAGGAUCAAGUGGGAGACUGAGCUGGUCAUGUGUCAGUCUGUGGAGCGAGACUGCGUCGCUCUGAAAAAGGCCAAGACCGACCACGAGCAGAUCAUCGCCUCCCUGAGAGGAGACCUGGACAGCCUGAAAGAAGAACUUUACUUCCUGAAGAAAAACCACGAGGAGGAGCUGGAGCAGAUGAAGUCUCGUAUCGCCAGGGACGAGGUGAACGUGGAGGUGGACUCUGCCACCGGGCCAGAGCUGGGCACCAUUCUGUCUGACCUGCGUUCCCAGUACGAGGGCAUCGUGAAGAACAACAAGGAGCACGCGGAUCAGUGGUACCGCAAGAAGCUGGAGACGGUGCAGAUCGAGGUGAAGGAGAGCAACGAGGCUCUGAGAGGAGCCCAGAGCGAGCUGACUGAGAGGCAGCGCUUCCUGCAGACCCUGGAGGUGGAGCUGGAGAGUCUUCACAAACAGAUUGCAGCUCUGGAGGGAAACCUGGCUGAGACCUCUCACAAAUACUCUGGCGAGAUGGAGCGGCUGCAGGCCACCCUGAGCCAACUGGAGGAUGACCUCUCCCAGCUCAGGCUCGAAAUGCAGCGCACCAAGACCGACUACGAGCAGCUCCUCCGCAUCAAGCAGAACCUGGAGAUGGAGAUCGCCACGUACAGGCGCCUGCUGGAGGGAGAGGAAACAGUCAAAGAGCUUCCUCCUCCACCGAAAAAGGAGCCUGAUGUUCGCACCAGGAAGAUCGUGAAGGUGGUGACUCAGACGAUGAUCAACGGGAAAGUGGUGGAUGAAUCCAGCGAGGUGGAGCAGAUCGAGGAGACCAAGAAAUAGAAUAAACAACAGAAAGUAGCAGGAACGACAGAGAUCUGGAAAAAAAAAAUGUAGGUUUACAGAUGAGGCAUCUACAGAAAGAAUACUGUUUUGAAUAGGGAAUUUUAUGGAAUGCAUUACUCUACUAUGAAUGUUUUUGACAAAGAGGUUGUGACAGUAACAACCAAAGUGAUUUCUGGAGAAAGGUACAACUAUAAAUAAACAUGCUCCGUAUUACUCUAUCUCCUGUAGAGCUUUACAUGCCUAAAGUCUGAUUGGGAGAGAGGAACCAGCGCUACAUCUUCAUGCUGUUUCACUUAUAACAUGUUGUCUACUUACAAUAUAUUUAUUUCUUAGUGUGGUGAAGUUUACUAUAGUGAAUUUAAUACAAGAACAUCAUUUAAUCGUCUUUGCUGUUUCUGUGUUUGUACCAUGUCUGAAUAAAACGUUCCAUUAAUCCAUCA